AUCGAGUACAUAUUCUGCUAAUGUUGCUCAGUUCAUUACUAAACUAAUGGGUCGAUGAGGGGCGCCUUCAACCCCUCCACCCGAAUUUGGGCACCCAUAUCUUCGAAAAACGCACAAAGCCAAGUGAUUCAAAUGCUUUCUCUCAUAUCAUGGAACAUCGACGCCUUCUCCUCACGGGCCAUCUCACGGGCAAAACUCAUCCUUGGCCAUAUCCUCAAGGGACCGAAAUCUCCUGAUAUCAUCUUUCUCCAAGAAGUCACGCCCGACGUCCGCACCUCUCUCCUGAGGGAUGCGAGAGUGCGUGUUACCUUCCUGGUGACUGACACCGAGGACCAAACGUUGUUUGAGAAAGUACCCUUUGCAACCAUGACGUUGCUGUCCCGCACGCACUUUACCUCUGGCCUGGAUUCGCAGAAGGAAGACGAUGGGAUCGAAGGAGGGGAAAAGUUCAUGCUCGGGCGCAUCUCCCGAGUGACACUCCCAAGCAAGUACAGGAGGGAUGCGCUUUGUGUGGACAUUAUCCCCCCAAGUGCGCCGGGCACAUUCUUCCGUCUCAUCAACGUGCACCUUGACUCGCUCGGGGAUACGCUACAUUACCGCGCCCAGCAAAUGGAGAUACUGGCCAACACCCUGUGCGAGCCCGGAUGCGGUGGCGGGAUCAUUGCGGGUGACUUCAAUGCCAUCAGCCCCGAGGAUGAUGGGCUUGUCGACAAGAACAAACUGGAAGAUGCGUGGGUCGCAUUGCAUGGGAGGGGAGACCUUGAUGGAGCUACGUGGGGUGUCAGCGUGGAACGGCGGGACGGACUGGGGCCAGGUGACGGAUGAGAAGGGGAUUUGGCGUGCUGAGAGAUGCAAGGAUAGGUGAAAGGAGAUGCUGUGUGACGUGAUCGUCAGCAGUUGCGGUGGGCUGGCGAGCGGGGGCCAC
Messenger RNA from Pisolithus orientalis, 925 nucleotides. RefSeq names its product Endonuclease/exonuclease/phosphatase. Gene Ontology annotation, biological process: double-strand break repair. Gene Ontology annotation, cellular component: PML body; cytoplasm. Gene Ontology annotation, molecular function: 5'-tyrosyl-DNA phosphodiesterase activity; single-stranded DNA binding. The transcript has a single exon. The record is from RefSeq and is a predicted model, not a curated record. NCBI's taxonomy places the organism in Eukaryota, Fungi, Basidiomycota, Agaricomycetes, Boletales, Pisolithaceae. The coding region runs from base 55 to 825 and encodes 256 amino acids.